Hylaeus anthracinus is the source of this 1152-nucleotide messenger RNA. It is a transcript of the gene Daao1, whose product is annotated as D-aspartate oxidase. Gene Ontology annotation, molecular function: D-amino-acid oxidase activity; FAD binding. The coding region runs from base 112 to 1122 and encodes 336 amino acids. The record is from RefSeq and is a predicted model, not a curated record. NCBI's taxonomy places the organism in Eukaryota, Metazoa, Arthropoda, Insecta, Hymenoptera, Colletidae. The transcript is spliced from 6 exons.
CAUAAUCAGUUCGUUGAAACAAACCACAGUCCCGACAUUCGUGUCUCAAGUGUACCGUUUAAUAUAUUGAAAUUGAUAAAAGAAUAGCUUUUAUUUCAAUCGAAUAGCAAAAUGAAAGUGGCCAUUGUCGGAGGAGGAGUUGUUGGUUUAACGACAGCUUUACAAUUGCAACAAGAGUUACAUAACGCUGAAAUUACGGUUUUCGCUUCCGAUUUCGAUCGUACCGUGAGUCAUGUCGCUGCUGGGAUAUUCAGAAUUAGCUCUUCGUACUCUGGACCAACUGAAAAUAUAACCAAAGAAUGGAUACGAGAUUCAUACGAGUAUUACGAUGAUAUCCGUAAGACGCGCGAAGCUUCACUCGCCGGAGUAACUAGUAUUUCCGGUUACAUAUUUGCCAACUCCUCGGUGGAGACCGUUAAGAGUUACUGGCUCGAAGACUUGGUGCCAGUAUAUAGGAGAGCUACGGACGAGGAGUUUCGAUUAGUCGAGGGUAACUGGAAAUACGGUUCGUUCUUAACGACUCUCCUUACCGACUGUAAGCUGUACCUUCCAUGGGCUCGCAGAAAACUACAAGAAGGUGGAACCAAACUGACGAUAAGGAAAUUGAAUUCCCUCGCAGAACUUGCUACAGACUGGGACUUAAUUAUGAACUGCACAGGCUUUGGUGCACGCACCCUGUGUAACGAUAGAUGUCUCGUUUCUCUACGGGGUCAAGUGAUCAAAGUACAUGCACCGUGGAUAAAAACAUUCUUUUACGGCGAGUUGAACACUUACAUUAUACCACGAUUUAACGGCGUAGUUACCCUUGGUGGAACAAGGAGUUUCGAUUGUGAUAAUAUAAGUCUAUGCCGUCACGAGUCCGCGGCGAUUCGCGAGAGAUGCGACAAUUUAGUUCCAUCCCUUAAAAAGGCCACAGUUUUACAAGAGGAAGUCGGCUUGAGGCCGCACAGAGAAAACAACGUUCGCGUAGAGGCUGAGCGUAUUACAAACGGACAUUCCAAAGCUAUCCUGGUGCAUAAUUAUGGACAUGGUGGAUACGGAGUAUGUACCGCUCCUGGAACUGCCAAAUACGCCGUACAAUUAGCAAAGGAAAUGCAUAGGUCCUCUGUUGCAAAAUUAUAACUACGAACGAGUGCUACAAAACAUUAACAU